Molecule: messenger RNA, 2043 nt
Organism: Thyridium curvatum
Lineage: Eukaryota; Fungi; Ascomycota; Sordariomycetes; Thyridiales; Thyridiaceae
Exons: 3
Coding region: 1-2043 (680 amino acids)
Biological process (GO): arachidonate metabolic process
Cellular component (GO): membrane
Source: RefSeq, a predicted model, not a curated record
AUGGACGCCAACGGGUUGAGGCGCAAGGACACCACCAAAGGUCCGCCCCUUCGCAUUUUAUCGCUAGGUAUGUCAGCACCCCGUCAGCCCGAGCAACCCCGCCCGGCGUCUUGUCGCGCGCACCGCAUAGAUGGCGGAGGGGUCCGAGGCUACAGCAUAUUCAUCAUCCUGCAGGAGAUCAUGCACCGCACCUUUGUCGAGAUCGAGGGCCGCGCCCCGCGCCGCAGCGAGAUCCCCAAGCCCGCCGACCACUUCGACCUCAUCCUCGGCACCGGCACCGGCGGCCUCAUCGCCCUCAUGCUCGGCCGCCUGCGCCUCGACCUCGAGACCUGCAAGGAGCUCUACGUCACCAUGACGCGCAUGGUCUUCCAGACCGACAAGACCUUCCUCGGCAUCCCGACCCGCCCGACCCUCUUCAAGGCCUCGCUGCUCGAGCAGGCGAUCAAGGAGGCCGUCAGGGAGCACACGCGCGACGGCGACGAGGGCAACGACGGCACCCAGGCCGUCAACCCGCUCAGCGCGGCUGCGAGGUCGAGCGCGGCCGGGUCGAGCCCCAGGAGGCAUUCCAGCAACGCCAGCGUCGCGAGCUUCAGCGCAAGGAGUCCGGCUACCCAGUUUGCUCGGCCGAUAUACGGCGGCAGAGGUGGAGGCGACCCGGAGGCGAGACUGUACGAUUCGAGGGAAAACAGGACAAAAACUGCCGUAACGGCCAUGUACAAAGGGACACCAAAAGGCGGAGAACCCGCCAUCCUCAGAUCUUACGACUCGAGGAGAGAACCGCCGCCCGAAUUCGACUGCAAGAUCUGGCAGGCAGGGAGGGCGACGGCAGCGGUCGGGCUCGCCUUCAAGCCCAUCCAGAUAGGGCAGUCGGUCUUCCACGACGACGGCGGCGGCGACUUCAACCCGGCCAUCCAGGCCCUCGACGAGGCCGUCGUUAAUGAGUGGCCCGGCCGCGAGGUCGGCGUCUUCGUCAGCGUCGGCACCGGCAAGCGGCCCAAGGGCAGCGACUCGAACCAGGCCAUGUGGUACGAGGGCUUCCUGGGCGAGUUCGCCGAGGCGCGCCGCCGGCUCAUCGCCAAGAUCGAGGGCUGCGAGAAGACGCACGAGCUCGUGCGCAAGGAGCACCUGCUCAAGCGCGGCGUCAACGUCGAGAACUACUACCGCUUCAACGUCGAGGUCGGCGUCGGCGAGUUCGGCAUGAACGAGUGGAACCGCCUCGCCGAUAUCAGCACCAGCACCAAGCAGUACCUCGCGCGCCCGCACGAGCGCCAGGCCGUGCAGUCGGCCGCCGCCAAGAUGGCCAAGAUCCACCGCGCCAACGUGCGCCACGCGUCGUCGUCGUCGGACCGCUGGUCGGGCGUCCCGGAAGUCAAGGAGACCAUGACCGAGGACAUCCCCAUGCCCUUCGCCGUCGAGCUGCCGGGCGACAUGCCCACCGCGCUGCCCGUCAUCAACACGCCGUCCAGCCGGCAGUCGUACGACUCCGGGUCCGACUACCUCAACGCGCCGGCCAUCACGCCCUCGCCGCGCAGCUCCAACGAGAGGAUACGGCCCGUGUCGAUGCCCGCGCCGCCGCCGCACCCGCCUCCGCACCCGCCCAUCUCAGCGGGCGGCGGCGGCUCACCGCCCACGCGCCUGGCCCAGACGGCGAGGCCGAGCAGCCCUCCCUCGGCGCGGCUGGACGAGGACAGGCUGCUCGUCACGGCGCCCACGCCAGCGCAGUGGCGCAACGCCUCGGGCCAGGACAAGAUCGCCAUCAUGGGGCCGGACGAGCACCCGCUGCAACCGCCCCCGCCUCCCCCGUCGAAACAGGCGCCUCCGGUACCGAACGCCGGUGCCGGGGGCGGGUACAGGAUAGAAGCGCCGCCGGUGCCGCCCAAGACGCCCUUGCCGGAGACGCAGAUGGGCGCCGGCCCCCCCCUGGCGAAUAAGCACCGGCCGCCGGUGCCGAGUGGCGGCGGCGGGCUCCCCUACCCGCUGGACGACGAGGAGGAGCCGCCGCCGGUGAACAUGGCGAGGAAGCCCGAGUACAGGGGGCGGUAG